Messenger RNA from Talaromyces stipitatus ATCC 10500, 507 nucleotides. RefSeq lists its product as uncharacterized. The coding region runs from base 1 to 507 and encodes 168 amino acids. The record is from RefSeq and is a predicted model, not a curated record. The transcript has 2 exons. Lineage: Eukaryota; Fungi; Ascomycota; Eurotiomycetes; Eurotiales; Trichocomaceae.
AUGAUGAUAUUCUAUCUAGAGCUCGGCGUAGCUCGCCUCCUCAAGGUCGUUUCCGGGAUAUCAAUAUUGCUGGUGCUCAACAAUACCGACAGACUGCGAUAUCCAAUCAACAAGCUAAAAAGAUCAAAGACUGAACGUCCGAAUAUUGGGUCCCCUCAACACAGUUCCCGACAGAAAGUGACCUCAAAAGUCAAUGUCAAAAUUGAGAGAAAAGAUGACCAGAAACCAGACUUGGCGCCUCCUGAAAAGAAGGAUUUCAAAUUCGCAAUCCUGUUCUAUAGUCAAGACGAGGCCGAUCAGUGGAAUCCUCCUCACCUGUUCCGAACUCUUCGAUAUCUGGCUCCCGGAUCAUACUAUACUACAAGAACUCUGCAAGAAGCAUGGACUCCCUUCUUUCGCGACAACAGUCGGAAAGACUGGACCCCGGACAAUGAGCAACCGUCCGUUUUCCACUCGAGAUCGUACUUGUAUGGAAUCCUUCGUGAGGUAUUUGGACCCGGUUAUUAA